AUGACAACAACAGUGAAAAGAAAAAGACUUGACUCAGGUAAUAAUGAGGUCUGUGUUUUUUCUCUUCCAGGUCGUCUCAUCUUUGAUAACCUGAAGAAGUCCAUCGCCUAUACGCUGACCAGCAACAUCCCGGAGAUCACUCCCUUCCUGUUCUUCAUCUUGGUCAACAUUCCUCUUCCUCUCGGGACCAUCACCAUCCUCUGCAUCGACCUGGGCACUGACAUGGUCCCUGCAAUCUCAUUGGCUUAUGAAGCAGCAGAGAGUGACAUCAUGAAGCGCCAGCCUCGUAACCCCCACAGGGACAAGCUGGUGAACGAGCGUCUCAUCAGCAUCGCCUACGGACAGAUCGGAAUGAUUCAAGCCCUGGGAGGAUUUUUCAGUUAUUUCGUGAUCCUGGCUGAGAACGGCUGGCUUCCCAGUCUGCUGGUGGGCAUCCGGCUAAACUGGGACGAUCGCUCCAAUAAUGACCUGGAGGACAGUUACGGACAGCAAUGGACAUACGAGCAGAGGAAGAUUGUGGAGUUCACGUGUCACACAGCCUUCUUCGUCAGUAUCGUGGUGGUGCAGUGGGCCGACGUGAUCAUCUGCAAAACCCGCCGCAACUCUGUGUUCCAGCAGGGCAUGAAGAAUAAAAUCUUGAUCUUCGGCCUGUUUGAGGAGACGGCUCUCGCUGCCUUCCUCUCUUACUGCCCCGGGAUGGAUGUGGCCCUCAGGAUGUAUCCUCUCAAGCCCAGUUGGUGGUUCUGUGCGUUCCCUUACAGCUUCUUAAUUUUUGUUUACGAUGAGAUCCGAAAACUUAUCCUGCGCAGAAACCCAGGAGGUUGGAUUGAAAAGGAGACAUACUACUAAAUUGUCAAACACUUCACUCAUCCAUUCUCCCUCAUUCCCUCACUUUCUCUUUCUUAAUGUCUUUCUCUGUCUUUUUUACAUUCUACCCAUCCCCCCUUUAUAAAAACAUAAUCUCCAUCCUUUUACUGAAAUAAUAAUAAAAAAAUGAGAUGAGAUGAGAGGACCAAGCACCAACCGAGGAAGAUGACAAACCCAAAGACUACAGCUGAAUCUGCCAGAAUCAUAGUUGUAAGGUUUACUAAAACUGUUAAACACACCGUUAGCAUGUGCACACGCACGGCUUUAGGAAUGGAUGUCGCGCAUCACGUCUUUCCGAACCCGACAUUUAGAUUCAGUCACGGGCGACAGGGACUCCUGCACAAACACUGCCACGCUAGAUUACUGUUGUUCAUCCCUCUCCGUCCUCGCCAUCGGGAAAAUACAACUUAAUCAUGAAAUUCAUUUAGACUCUCGCCCUCUGCUGGGGGAAAAGAGGAUGACUCCUGUCUCACCUGCCACCUCCUCCCUUUCUCUGUGUCUUUUCUUUCCAGGUCGUCGUUGUUGUUGUUUUUUUUCGUUCAUCUUUUGAGUGUUGUUUUUAUUAAUCAUUCCUAACUUUUUAGUCCGAUAUUUGUUACGUUAGACGUGUGUCUGAGAGCUGCUUGGUUUCAUUUUUUUUUUCUCAGGCAUGACAAAGCACACUGCCACCCACUCACUCUUUCUCUCUCUCUCUCUUUCUCUCUCCCUUCCCUUUACCCUGCACUGCCCCUCCCUCCCUGCUCUCGCUCCUUCUGUCCGUUCCGUCUGUUUGUCUGUUUGUGAACGAUGUGAAGACCCCCCCCCCCGACCCUGUUUCCCUCUAACCCCUGUUAAAAAAAGAGAAAAUACAAUCUUUCUGUGUCCUAGGAAAAAGAGAUUUCUCUCUAAUGUCAUUGUUUAAAUAAGUGCAGAAAAAUCAAAUAAAAGCAAUGUUACAACAUGUCAAUCAACUGCGAAAAAUGAAAUAAAAAAGAAGGAUCUCUCUUUUCUCA
Messenger RNA from Pimephales promelas (fathead minnow), 1859 nucleotides. Lineage: Eukaryota; Metazoa; Chordata; Actinopteri; Cypriniformes; Leuciscidae. The record is from RefSeq and is a predicted model, not a curated record.